Molecule: messenger RNA, 4687 nt
Organism: Menidia menidia (Atlantic silverside)
Lineage: Eukaryota; Metazoa; Chordata; Actinopteri; Atheriniformes; Atherinopsidae
Source: the annotation of a GenBank genome assembly
AUGACCACUUAUUUCCACAGUCAUGAAUUUUGCUGUAGCCCCAAAAAGCCCAACAGCGGCUCCUCGAAGGGUAAAUCUGUCAAAGGGAAGGCCAAGUCGGGCAAGAGCCACUCUCAGUCGAAGCAGAACCAAAAUUUGUUGCAAACACCAAACCAUCAACUGCAACAUUCGCCGAUGCACUCACCAAAACGCCAUUCCAAUUCGAAACACAACUGCCACACUCCAAAACACCUGCUUCCUUCACCUUCUCCUAGCUACUAUCACAUAGCGCCAUCGUCUCCGGGUCAUCAGGUAGCUGCAGCCUUACCGACAUACCAGCUGGCGCCGCAAUCGCCAAAUACUCUGCUACACUCGCCAAGCCACCACCAGCUGCAACUAUCGCCGAGUCACCACCAGCUUCACUUAACGCCAAACCACAGCCAGCUUCACAUAUCAGCAAGUCAUCAUCACCUGCCGCAUCAUCCUCAGCAACAGUGCCACCCGCCAGCCUCGCCCGGUCACUUGCUCUCCUCGCCUCUAACUCAUCAAAUCUACCAGCAACAGCAGCUCUACUCACCCAGUCACCAUGCACUCUUCCAGCAGUACCAGCAUCACCACAACUGCCCUCCUCCUCUUCCUCACGCCUCCCAGUCGCUGUCCAUCCAUCCUUUCCACUCGACACAGGUGCCUCUGUGCUCAGGGUUGGAUGGUUAUGUGUGGAGCACACUGCCCCCAAACCUGACCACCAGGGGUUCAAGAGGGAAGUUCCCCAACCUGAGGGACAGUGUGAGAAAGAGCCCCACAAAGAGCAAAGGCAAAUUUAGUUGCAGGCCGUGGCCCAAUGACACAUAUAUUUGGUCUGCACACUCAACGGCAGUACCUCGAAAUGUGCCACUAACACCCCACUUCCCACAAAUACAGGCUCAUGUACAGGCCAACCCCCCUCCAGUGGUGGUCAACACCGACAGCGUCGACACUCCGCCAUAUGUGAAUGGAACAGAAGCAGACUAUGAGUAUGAGGAAAUCACACUGGAGCGGGGUAACUCAGGCCUGGGAUUCAGUAUUGCUGGAGGAACUGAUAACCCACACAUUGGCGAGGACCCCUCCAUCUUCAUUACCAAGAUUAUACCAGGAGGAGCAGCAGCACAGAAUGGACGACUCAGGGUGAAUGACUGCAUAGUGCGGGUGAACGAGACAGAUGUAAGGGAGGUGACUCACAGCGGAGCUGUGGAGGCGCUGAAGGAGGCUGGAGGUCUGGUCCGACUUUGUAUAAGACGCAGAAGAAGCCUUGCUGAGAGAGUCAUGGAUAUCAAACUGGUAAAAGGGCCCAAAGGCUUGGGAUUCAGUAUAGCAGGUGGAGUUGGAAACCAGCAUGUCCCUGGUGACAACAGCAUCUAUGUGACUAAAGUUAUCGAGGGAGGUGCUGCUCACAAGGAUGGACGGCUACAAAUAGGGGACAAACUUGUUGCUGUAAAUGGCGCCUGUUUGGAGGAGGUGACUCAUGAGGAGGCAGUUGCUGCACUGAAGUCCACUCCUGAUGUUGUGUACCUCCGUGUAGCCAAACAAAGUUCCCUUUUCAUCAAUGACAACUUUCCUCCACCUGAUGUAACGAAUUCAUACUCCCCACACCAGGACAACCAUAUAAGCCCCUACCUGAGUGGCAGCCAGUCUGUAAGCCCCGCCCCUCUGACCACUCCACGAUACUCGCCGUUGCCCAGGACAAUGACUGGAGAUGAGGAUGUCCCCAGAGAACCCAGACGAGUGGUUCUGCAAAGGGGCUCUACAGGUCUUGGAUUCAACAUCGUUGGAGGGGAGGAUGGAGAGGGAAUCUUUAUCUCAUUCAUACUUGCUGGGGGUCCAGCUGAUCUCUGUGGAGAACUUAGAAAGGGAGACCGCAUCUUGUCGGUGAACGGUGUGGACCUGUCCAGUGCAACGCAUGAGCAGGCAGCUGCAGCCCUGAAAAAUGCGGGACAGACCGUUACCAUAGUAGCACAGUACAGACCAGAAGAGUACAGUCGUUUUGAGGCAAAGAUCCAUGACCUGAGGGAACAGAUGAUGACCAGCAGUGUCAGCUCCAGUUCUACAUCACUUCGUUCCACACAGAAACGCACACUUUAUGUCAGGGCGCUGUUUGAUUAUGACGGAAGUGCAGCAGAUCUGACCACCACAAAUCAGGCCUUGCCGUUUCAUUUCGGGGAUAUCCUCCAUGUGAGCAGCGCCGGUGAAGAAGAGUGGUGGCCUGCCCGUCACUUGAGCCCCCCGCCCCCAAACUGCCCUGAAGUUGGGGUCAUCCCCAGCCGCAGGAGAGCAGAGAAGAAGGAGAGAUCGAGGCUAAAGACAGUCAGAGUGAACAGGUCUCAGGAGAGAUCGGAUCAGGAUGAAAAAGAGCUGGUAACCUCUGGCACCAGCGAUAGUGAAAGUAGUUCCUGCGGCCUGGAGGAGGCCUUGCUCACAUACGAACCCGUCAUGCAGCAGGAAGUUAAUUACACACGGCCAGUCAUCAUUCUUGGACCAAUGAAAGACAGGAUCAAUGAUGACCUCAUCUCUGAGUUCCCUGAGAAGUUUGGCUCCUGCGUGCCACACACUACACGGCCACGAAGAGACUACGAGGUGGAUGGCAGAGAUUAUCACUUCAUGUCCUCCAGAGAGCUAAUGGAGCAAGAGAUUCAGGAACACAAGUUCAUUGAGGCAGGACAGUAUAAUAACCAUUUGUAUGGAACCAGCAUACAGUCUGUCAAAGAGGUUGCUGAAAAGGGUAAACACUGCAUACUGGACGUAUCAGGGAAUGCUAUCAAACGUCUUCAACUGGCAGGUCUCCAUCCCAUCGCUAUUUUUGUUAGACCACGCAAUGUCGACAACAUUCUAGAGAUGAACAAGCGAUUGACUGAGGAGCAGGCAAGGAAGACGUUUGACAGAGCUGUCAAACUGGAGCAGGAGUUCACAGAGUUCUUCACUGGUAUUGUCCAGGGCUUGACUCUCGAGGAAGUUUACUCACAGGUGAAGCAGAUCAUUGAGGAGCAGUCUGGUCCUUAUAUCUGGGUGACCACCAAGGAGCGACUCUGAAUCAACACACAUGAUAUGAUAUACUUAUGCACACAUCACUCUCUCAACACUUCCCUGUUGUCUAAUUUUCUAUUAUCAGCCUGCUUCCUCUCUUACAUUGCUACACACACAUGUAUUUACAUAAGCACAUGAAGUUGACAUGGCUGGGACUAUCUGGAACUGCUCCAUCCUGAAGGGAAAGGAGCUUGUGUCUGUCCAGCAGCCUUUUGGUGGAUCUUCCUAAAGCUCAGUUCCUUAAUGUUUAAGGAGGUGGUUCAAAUCAAGGCAACAUGUACCAUUAUCUGAUUUAUUUCAUCACUGUUCUUCUUAUUGUUGUUGUCGUUGUUGUUUUCAUAUUAACGAAGGAUAAUGCAUUCAUGUAUGGGUUUGUAAUGAUAAUAUUGUCACCAAACGGCAGACUUUUGCACGCUGUAGCUUUAAGAGCAUGUUUUUGGGACAAAUUCUUGAACUAAUUCCUGGUCUGUCUAUCUGUCUGUCCGUGUUUUCUCAUGGUAUAGUUUUUUAGAGCUUCUCGUUUCUUUCUAUCUUUUUCCUCAUAUACCAUCCCUCCACCACCUGCUCCACCUUCCUCUUUUUACAGUCUACAGCCUUUAGAUAUGAGGUGAGAAUGAUUGCUAUGAUAAUGAAGUUUCCCACCAUUUUAGAAUCACGGGUCAAAGUAUAUAGCAGCUACUGUUUAGAGAUGUAACAUAAAAAAAUAAGUCAUUAUUAGUCAUUUAUCUGACACUUCUUAUUAGUUAAGACAAAGAAGAACAACACAAAAGAAAACCAAACUAAAUUACUUUGACAUGAAAUUGUGUCAUAUUGCCUCUCUUUUUUCUAUUUUUUGUUUUCUGCUGGUCUAAAACAUACCUGAUGGAGACUAUGCUGAGCUCUGGUCCUGUGUUUUCCAUAUUUCUGAUGGUUUUAGUUUUUCUACUGAGGGCUACAAAAGCUUAAAAUAAAGACAGAUUUAACAGACAUUUCAUUUUCAAAAUUAAAAAAAAUAUCCACUGACUUGGACUUAUCUGUAUAAAGUAUAAUGACAUAUUCAGGCUUUUUCAGUUAUAAUAAUCCCUUCAUGUCAUCUGGUUGGUCAUAAUUAUUUAACUAGUAGGAACACUGUUUUUUAAACUGUUAUUAAACAUCAGUAAUCUUAAGAACCAAUAAUUACUUGACUAACUCUUAUUAGCACUUCUGCCUGGAAAAAAUCAAUUCCUCUGUCCAGUCUGUAGUUAAGAACGUGACAGUAAAACAUGGGACAUGUCCACUGACCACUUUUUUUUUUUUUACUUUCCCAAAUUCAGCUUCCAUGGACUCACACUAAAAUAUAUACACAUUUAAUGUUUGUUUGAAGUUGUGCUGUCAGACAACAAGCAUAAGGACAAACAUUCAUUAUAUGACACACAUAACUUGUUCCUGUUUACCAUCCAUAAGUCCCCAACAGAAGUCUGACAGAAGUACCCGAGUAUUUCUCUACCGUCAUUAUUGUCACAGCUCAGAGGUAGAAAUACUCAUCCAUGGUCUUGACCAGCAUAUUUUUUCAAAUUCUUCACUUACUGUCAAUUGAACAUGUUGAAAAUCCGUCCAUCCAUUCAUUUUAUGAACCACUUAUUCCCAAAUGGGGUCCCGGGGGUACUGGGGCCUAUCCCAGUAGUCAAUGGGC